This is a messenger RNA of Colletotrichum graminicola M1.001, 1428 nucleotides long. RefSeq names its product dimethylaniline monooxygenase. Bases 1 to 1428 code for a protein of 475 amino acids. The transcript has 3 exons. The record is from RefSeq and is a predicted model, not a curated record. Gene Ontology annotation, molecular function: NADP binding; N,N-dimethylaniline monooxygenase activity; flavin adenine dinucleotide binding. NCBI's taxonomy places the organism in Eukaryota, Fungi, Ascomycota, Sordariomycetes, Glomerellales, Glomerellaceae.
AUGGCCCCUCGAUACUCCAGCGUUGCCAUCGUUGGCGCAGGGCCAUCUGGCAUUUCCGCUGUCAAGGCACUCAGCGAAGAAAAGGCAUUCGAUAGGAUACAGUUGUUCGACAGAAGGCACCGUGUUGGCGGCACAUGGAUAUACGACGAGGAGCCGGAGCCUUUCUCGACCUCCUCCAGUCAGCCUGACCGAGAAAUACCAGAAAAGCUCCCACGGUCACUGCCACCCGCAUCGGAGAACAUCACCGCCAGAACCGGCCUCUAUCCUUCCUUGGACAGCAAUGUCGGCUCCCAGGUCAUGGCUUUCACCUACAAGCCGUUCCCUCCUGUGAACUCGGCGACGUCCAUCAGCCGCUUCGGCAGGGGGAACCCCACGCAUCCUCACGCAGCGGUGGCGGGAUACCUCGAGGAGAUCGCGGAGCCGUUUUCGCACCUGUUCACUUUCGACACCCACGUCGAACGUGUCGAAAAGGCGGGGAAGAAAUGGCGGCUGACCCUGAGGAAGACCCAGCACUAUCUGAAACAUGAGAAGAGAGACUACUGGUGGCAGGACACGUUCGAUGCAGUUGUCGUUGCUACUGGUCACUACGGGGUGCCUUAUGUGCCCAGCAUCCCGGGGCUGGAGGAGACAUUUGCUGCGUUGCCCCAGCGAUUCGAGCACUCCAAGGCGUACAGGUCCCCUGAGGACUAUGUGAACAAGAAAGUUGUGGUGGUUGGCGGAAACGUCUCGGCCUCCGAUACCGUCUCCGAGAUCCAUAACAUCGUCUCCGACCCUCUUUACGUCUCGCAACGGGGCUAUAAUGAGAUCUUGAAAGACGCGUGGGAGCUCCCGAACGUGGUCCGGAAGCCUCAGAUCACUCGGAUAUCCGUGGGGCCGGACAACCUCGUCAAAGUGAGCUUUUCGGACGGUACGGAGGCCGGCGGCAUUGAAAAGGUCCACUUCGGCACAGGCUACCGACUAUCGUACCCGUUCCUGCGUCCGGACCCCGUCACGCCCAGCGGACGUCUCGCCGGGUUCUACCAGCACAUCUUCAACGUCGCGGACCCCUCGCUCGCAGUUGUCGGGCAGGUGAAGGCGGCCAUCUCGUUCCGGGUCUACGAGUACCAGGCGGUCGCGGUGGCGCGGUACUUCGCCAACCGGGGCGGGGGGCUGCCCUCGCCUCGGGAGCAAGACGAAUGGGAGGUGAAGCGUUUGCGGUACAAGGGGCCCACGUCCGAGUUUCACGAGAUCAAGCCGGACUUCAAGGAGUAUUUCGAUUUCUUGUGCCGAGUCGCGGGCAAGCCGGCGCCGGGCACAGACGCGUACGAACUGCCCGCGUGGCAGGACGAGUGGGCGGUGCUCGGUUUCGGCGUGUUGGCGCUGAAGCAGAAGUGGUGGGGGGAACUAAAGGAAAAGGGACAGAAGACAUCAAUUAAGGCCAAGCUAUGA